AUGGCUCUACAACACCGAAAAACCCCCAAACCUCUCGAUGGCACUCUCCGGGUUGCAUUCAAAGACUUACCCGACCCUGAUGACUCAACCCGGAUCCGAUCUUUUGAACUAACACAACCCUCUGGUCGCCCUCAGGGUAAAAUCAGAAUCAAACUAGGUGUGCGUGAAAGACCGUUUUCUCCUCCUCCACCACCGCAGCCCGUUUACCGAAUUACUACUCCACAGAGCUAUUAUUACAGUUGUGUCACUCUGCCACCGCCACCUGAUUACAGUUACCCGACUAUCCCGCUUCCACCGUCGUCUUCUCCGCCUCCCCCACCCGUACCGCAUUAUUGUUCCUACCACGACGCCUACUCUCCUUCUCCGUAUUAUUCAGGAUAUUACUCCUCUGCACCGCCGCCACCCAUGCCACCAAGGCCCUUUUUUGAUCGGACAAUGGGUAGUUAUGGAAGUGGGCCCUCCGCACCGGUUGAUCACGGUACUCAGAGGCUUAAAGGAGGGAAGAGAAUGGGGCUUGGGACGGGACUGGCUGUGGGUGCGGUUGCUGGGGCUCUAGGUGGGCUUGCGCUGGAAGAAGGAUUGAAAUACGAGGAGGAGAAAAUUGCAGAGAAAGUGGAGAAUGAUCUCGCUGUGCGUGAUGAUUACAGCGAUUAUUGCUCUGAUUACUGAUGCUUGGCACCUGGUGUUCUUGAGUGGUAGUGGCAUCCUACACCCUUUCUCAUUAACUCGAACAACAAACAAGGUGGCUGCAAUGCAAAAGCCGGAAUGAAUGCCUUGAAUCAUUCUCUAGGUCGAGGGUUUACCUCUUCAUCUCUUCUGUUCAUGGAGGAAUCGUAAUGGAGGAGUUGGAGCUAAAUUCCUUUUUCUUUCCACCUCUUUUUGAGACCUAUGCUUGUUGAAAGGGGGAAGGGAGAGGGAAUUCAGUCAUUCAAUUUUGUGUCGAAGUUUGAACCUGACAUGUGCUCAGAUGGAGGCUAGAAAGUAUGGAUAUCCCUAUUUUCAAUUGAUGUGGACGAAAGGAGUUCAGGGUGAGAAACAUAAUUAACAGUGGCAUCUCAAACUGAGAAAAAGUUGAGGCGUUAGCAUUUUCUUGUCAGCGGAGAGGCAGUGGUUUUUGCUGUUAUCUUUGUGUUGCUACUUUAUGAAGAUUUUGAUCUCUGGUGGAAUACAAGUAUCCUUGCAAAUCUCAAAUGUUGUCAAUUUGAUUGUCAGCAAGUCGGUGAUCAGACUUAUGGUUCUGCAGUCCCUGCCUUGCAUAGCCAAUGAUGCUCCGAAGUUCUCGGUUCUUCUUCUUUUCUUUUUCUUUUUCUUUUUUUUUGCCCCCUUGAUUCUCCCUCUCUCUUCUUAAUUUUUCCACCGCUCGCUCCAUGGUAUGAUAUCAUUUUUUUAUUCAUUCUUGUCUUCUUUUCUACCAUCUGAUACUCUCUUCUCUCUCUGUUUUUUUUCUUAUUUAUUUAUUAUCCUUACCCUUUAUCUCUUAAGUGCCUGGAGAGAGAUGGAAGACUUUAUAUUUGUUUUGGUCUUUUUUCUUUAACUAUCAUGCCAGCUAAUCUAUUUAUUUUAUUAUUGUUGUUUCUUUGAUUUUUUUCAAGUAAAAAAUUAUGAAAUGAUGGCAAUGCUCGUGCUUCUGGUCUAGAGAGAUUCAGAAAAGGGGAAAAUCAAUGAGCUUUCAUUAUAUCCAAAACCUUUUUAACUUGUCUGCUUCACUCGAGGUCGACUGUUUUGACGCUCUGUUCUUCCUUUUCUCCUUUGAACCGACCUGAAGAAAGAGAGGGUGUUUUCAGCGGAUAGGAUCAAGGCUCCAGCCGUCCUAUACAGCAGCAUAGCGUAGGAAAGCAGGAAAUAUAGAUUAUAAAUCACAGGACGGUAAAUAUAGCAUGUAGCCUGUACUCUGCUCUGUAGUGCCAGUCCCAGAUUGUAGAUGGGCUCUAUUUUAACAAGCAACAGAGAAGAUAGUUGCCAGACACGGUUGAGGACCUGGCUAAAGCCUGAGCUAUUGAAUUGUGGGUCAAUUUAUUGGAUUAGUGGGUUAACCCCAUCAAUGCAUGUACGGGGAUUUAUGGGUUCAAAUCUCACAUGCCAUUUCUACA
Molecule: messenger RNA, 2090 nt
Organism: Populus nigra (black poplar)
Lineage: Eukaryota; Viridiplantae; Streptophyta; Magnoliopsida; Malpighiales; Salicaceae
Product: leucine-rich repeat extensin-like protein 2
Exons: 4
Coding region: 1-669 (222 amino acids)
Source: RefSeq, a predicted model, not a curated record